UUCUUUCUUGUGCCACUGUCAGCCCACGCUACGACGUCUUUUCUUUCGUGGGAGCUGGGACUUUUGGUCUUCGGAGCUCUAGUCAUGGCGGACCAAGAGGAAUCUUUCGGCCUCCAAAACUCUCCUGGUGGCUCGGAUUCAAGGGAAUUACACAGCGACAAUAAAUCAGAGAAACAGAACGGGACCUCAAGCAAAUCUCCAUCUUCACAGACAACUUAUAUUCAACAGGGAAUGGAGGGAAUAAAAGUCUACCUGCACGAGAGGGAACUCUGGAUGAAGUUUCACGAGGUGGGAACGGAGAUGAUCAUUACCAAAGCUGGAAGGCGAAUGUUCCCAAGCUUCAAAGUGAAGGUCACUGGACUAAACCCCAAAACUAAAUACAUUCUCCUGAUGGAUGUUGUGCCUGCCGACGACCAUCGAUAUAAAUUCGCCGAUAAUAAAUGGUCUGUGACCGGGAAGGCCGAGCCCGCCAUGCCCGGGAGGCUCUAUGUUCACCCGGACUCCCCUGCCACCGGCGCGCAUUGGAUGAGGCAGCUUGUCUCUUUUCAGAAGCUGAAACUGACCAACAACCACCUGGACCCCUUCGGACACAUCAUCCUGAACUCGAUGCAUAAGUAUCAACCCAGGAUACACAUCGUCAAAGCAGAUGAAAAUAACGGCUUCGGCUCCAAAAACACGGCCUUCUGCACUCACGUCUUCCCUGAGACAGCCUUCAUUGCUGUCACGUCCUAUCAGAACCAUAAGAUAACCCAGCUGAAGAUUGAGAACAACCCUUUUGCAAAAGGUUUUCGUGGGAGUGAUGAUAUGGAACUGCACCGCAUGUCCAGAAUGCAAAGUACCAAGGAGUAUCCAGUAGUGCCUCGUAGCACAGUCCGCCAGAGAGUGGGCAGCAGCCAGAGCCCAUUCAGCGGGGAAGUCCAGGGCAUGGCCAACCCAAGCACCCUUGCCGCCCAGUACUCCCAGUGUGAGAACGGAGUCACAAGCACCUCGCAGGACCUGCUGCCCCAGUCGGGUUCCUACCCUUUGCCACACGAGCACAGCCAGGACUAUCACUGCAUCAAGAGGAAAGUGGAGGAUGACUGUCACUCCAGUGAGCACAGCUAUAAGAAAGCCUAUCUGGAGAGCUCGUCCAGUGAGGAGGACCAUUACUACCGUCCCGUCAGCUAUCCCCAGACCCUCGGCCUGGCCAGCGGGCCCUACCGGAGUGAGUCAAGCCAGCGGCAAGCUUGUAUGUAUGCCAGUGCCUCCCAAGGUGCUGAGCCCGUUCCCAGUCUGGAGGACAUCAGCUGCAACACCUGGGCCAGUGUUUCACCCUACGGGAGUUGCUCCGUCACUACCAUGCAGCCAAUGGAGCGGCUGCCCUACCAGCACUUCUCAGCUCACUUCACCUCAGGGUCUCUGGUGUCCAGACUGGGUGGCGUGGGAGGCCAUGCCUCUCCACAGCUGGGUGACGGCCACCAUGCCGCCAUGUAUCAGAGCUCCAUGGCACACCAGACUCUGGGCCGCCAGUGCAGUCCUGGAGCAGGGAUCCAGUCGCCCACAGCCGGGCUACAAGGAAAUGAGUACCUCUACACACAUGGUAUCCCGCGUACACUAUCCCCACACCAGUACCAUGCCGUGCAUAGUGUCAGCAUUAUGCCAGAGUGGAAUGAGAAUAACUAAAAGA
This is a messenger RNA of Myripristis murdjan (pinecone soldierfish), 1666 nucleotides long. It is a transcript of the gene tbx5a, whose product is annotated as T-box transcription factor 5a. Gene Ontology annotation, cellular component: nucleus; chromatin. Gene Ontology annotation, molecular function: DNA-binding transcription factor activity, RNA polymerase II-specific; RNA polymerase II cis-regulatory region sequence-specific DNA binding. The coding region runs from base 85 to 1662 and encodes 525 amino acids. The transcript has 9 exons. Gene Ontology annotation, biological process: cell fate specification; pattern specification process; cardiac left ventricle formation. The record is from RefSeq and is a predicted model, not a curated record. Lineage: Eukaryota; Metazoa; Chordata; Actinopteri; Holocentriformes; Holocentridae.